AUGGAAAUAUGGCUACUCUCAAUAGGAUCAGCUGCUGUGGCCAAAAUUGGCCAGGAGGAUAUUAUAGAGAUGCUUUCCCACCUCUUAGCUCUAUCGACUAUAAUAGUAUUGGUAGCAGGUCAUGGGAGAUUGUUGGAUCCUCCAUCCAGAGCUUCAAUAUGGAGAUUUAAUGCAAACGCUAAACCUAAUUACGACGACGCCGGCCUGAACUGUGGAGGAGUGUAUCGGCAACAUGUUCGUAAUAGAGGAAAGUGUGGUAUUUGUGGGGACCCGUACGACAUGAAGGAGCCUAGGCCACAUGAAAUAGGAGGCACUUUCGGCAAAGGCAUCAUUGCAGCAAAGUACAAAGCUGAACAAAUAUUGCCAAUAACAGUUGAAAUAACUGCUUUCCACCAAGGCUACUGGACCUUCAAGAUCUGUCCAAACCCUAAAUCAACGUCUCAGUCAUGCUUUGAUAAAUACCCGCUUGAACUUGUUAAUGGAGAUAUGAAAUUUUAUCCCCCAACACAAGGAAAGCAUAUUGUAAAGUAUCGACUUCCAAAAGGGUUAUAUUGUGAGCAUUGUGUUCUCCAAUGGAGAUAUAUUGCUGGUAAUAGUUGGGGUGAUUGCGACAAUGGAACCUCACAAUUAGGGUGUGGAAGUCAGGAAACUUUUGGAGCCUGUUCAGAUAUAUCCAUCAGUGCGCCUAAUUUCAUCCAAGGAGGAUCGAUGCCGACACACGUAGCUUAUUCAGGCAAUGUCGAUAAAGAUCUGCUGGACUUCUUACGGAAAAUGACACGAAAGACCAUUAAAAAGAAACCAAAUAAACCGUCAAUUAAACAUAAAAAUAAGCAUAAAAAGAAAAGCAAUCGAAAACCUAGAGAAAGACAAACUAAACACUCCAAAAGAAAAAAGGUCUUCUUUUGGGAA
Molecule: messenger RNA, 909 nt
Organism: Brenthis ino (lesser marbled fritillary)
Lineage: Eukaryota; Metazoa; Arthropoda; Insecta; Lepidoptera; Nymphalidae
Source: the annotation of a GenBank genome assembly